Messenger RNA from Galeopterus variegatus (Sunda flying lemur), 726 nucleotides. It is a transcript of the gene TTC22, whose product is annotated as tetratricopeptide repeat domain 22. The record is from RefSeq and is a predicted model, not a curated record. Gene Ontology annotation, molecular function: protein binding. NCBI's taxonomy places the organism in Eukaryota, Metazoa, Chordata, Mammalia, Dermoptera, Cynocephalidae.
AUGGCCGAGCCGGAGGCCGUGGCGGACGACCUGGACGCCCUCAUCGACGACCUGGACUACCUCCCGGGCCACUUGAUGGAGAUGCAGCUGAACUUCGAGCCCCGCUCGCCCGCCUCGCUGCGCGCCCGGGACCUGAAGCUGCAGGGGGAGGGCCUGCGGCAGGAGCUCGAGCUGGCGGCCGCCCCGCAGCGCCCCGCCGUGCGUCACCUCUUGGGCGCCUUCGCCUUCUACCUGGAGGAGCUGGACGAGGCCCGCGAGCGCUUCCUCGAGGUGGCCCGCGAGGACCCGGGCAACCUCAACGCCUGGGCCAAUCUGGCGCACGUGUACGGAAGGCUGGGCCAGGAGGAGGAAGAGGAGGCAUGCGCCGCGCGGCUGGCCGUCCUCAUGGGCCUGGCGGCGGACCCCGAGGCCGCCGGGGACCCCCAGCUCCGCGCGGCUCGCUGCCUGGCAGAGCAGGGCUAUGCGCACGGCUUCGACGUUGGCUGCGCCAGCCCGGAGGAGCGCGCGCGGGUGCUGGAGGCGGGCAUCGCACUCUACGACAAGGCGCUGGGCUACGGGCAGCAGGGGGUGGACCCGCUUCCUAACCGGCUGCCUGCCUACUGUCUCUUGCGGCAGUACUGCAAACCCAACCUGGCAACUCACCCCUCUUACCUUGCUCCUCCCAGCAAGUACCUGUCCUGUGCCUGUGCACACCCGCCUAAAAGGCACAACCAGACAUCCCGCUAG